CGUCCCAGCCCCUCGGACACGCGGUCGCAUCAUGUCUUCGCCUCCCGAGGGGAAGCUAGAGACGAAAGCCGGACACCCGCCCGCCGUGAAAGCUGGUGGAAUGCGCAUCGUGCAGAAACACCCACAUUCGGGAGACCCCAAAGAAGAGAAAGACAAGGACGACCAGGAAUGGGAAAGCCCCAGCCCGCCCAAGCCGACCGUGUUCAUCUCUGGUGUGAUCGCCCGGGGCGACAAAGACUUCCCCCCGGCGGCUGCGCAGGUGGCUCACCAGAAGCCCCACGCCUCCAUAGACAAGCAUCCUUCCCCGAGAACCCAGCACAUCCAGCAGCCUCGCAAGUGA
Odobenus rosmarus divergens (Pacific walrus) is the source of this 340-nucleotide messenger RNA. Its product is annotated as death-associated protein 1-like. The record is from RefSeq and is a predicted model, not a curated record. Lineage: Eukaryota; Metazoa; Chordata; Mammalia; Carnivora; Odobenidae. Gene Ontology annotation, molecular function: death domain binding. The coding region runs from base 32 to 340 and encodes 102 amino acids. Gene Ontology annotation, biological process: cellular response to amino acid starvation; negative regulation of autophagy; apoptotic signaling pathway. The transcript has a single exon.